AUGCUGGGGGCACUAGGAUCUGUGAUUCUCACGGUGGGCCUUGUAUCGGCUGCCCCAACGUCACCCGGGGAAUGCAAACCGCUGUCUUCUCUCUCUUUCGCUCACCGACCUAAUGUAACAAGUGGACUCUCUACCCGUGUAAUAUUCAACGGACUGAAAAGGCCGCGCGGCUUGCGUAUUGAUUCGUUGUCGAACCUCCUGGUCGUCGAUCGAGGCGUUGGAGUGGUGGCGCUUUCGUAUCGGAACGAUUCGACAUGCGUUGGCUGGGAGAAACGUACGGUCGUGAACAAUGAGAAUCUGAAUCAUGGAAUCGAGAUCGGCCCGAGUGGAGGAGGGAGCAACCAAUAUUUGUAUGCGAGCACUAGCGACAACGUCUUGCGAUGGGAGUACGAUCCAAGCAGCGUCGCGGUUGUAGGAAAUCCUGUCACGAUUGCGUCGAACAUGUCGAACUCUGAUCAUACCACCCGCACCUUGAUUCUACAACCCCAAUCUGGAAGUACAUCCCAGUAUAUCAUCGUUACACGCGGGUCUGAGUCGAAUCUGGACGAGGGCGCUGCCGAAAUAUCCUCUGGUCGUUCGCAAAUCCGCCGUUUUGCGCUCAAUAGUUCCCUGCCAAGUGGCGCAGGCUGGGCUUGGGAACAGGGCGAGCUCCUUGGCUGGGGCCUACGCAAUGCAGUGGGCAUUGCUCUUUCUCCUGACGGAGAAGACUUGUGGGAGGUUGAGAAUAGCUCCGACAAUGUCUUUUGGAGAGGGGUUGACGUUCAUCACGAGAACCCAGCUGAGGAACUCAAUCGUAUUCCUUUGAACAACAUAUCAACCAUCCCGGAUGCUCAAAAGUUCUACGGUUAUCCAUGGUGCUAUACAGCUUGGGAUUCGUCGGCCCUCACCGCGUCUUCCUUUACAUUCCAGACUGGAUCCCAGUUCUCCAUUCGCAACCCUCCUGAGACGCCCGACGAUGCAUGGUGCUCUGUUGAUCAAAAUAACAUCAAACCAGUACUGUCGAUGCAAUCUCAUUCGGCACCAUUAGAUAUCGUGUUCUACAAUGCGCCCUCGGAGGGAAGCGAAGGAUACGACAAUGCAAGGUUGUAUGCUGUAAAUACCGAGUGGAACGGUGAUGCGUUUGUGAGUUUUCAUGGGAGUUGGAACCGGGAUCCGCCGACUGGAUACAAGGUGGUGAGAAUACCUUGGAAUAAUGGCGCUCCUGUCGCCUCGGCAGACUCUCGAAAUGGCUACGAAACUGUCGUGGGGGCACCUGAUUUGUCCCAGUGCCCGAACGGGUGUAUUAGACCUGUUGGAGUGGCCUUCGACCGUCUCGGGCGACUCUUCGUUAGCUCUGACACGACCGGAGAAAUAUUCAUAGUAGAGAAUUCGAAUGCGCCGGACGGGGAGUCCGAUUCGUCUAGUCUUGCCAACAGGGUUAAUCUAGCGGGUUUAGUAAUGGGGGUUAUAGGUGCCAUUGUAGUUGGGUUGGUAUAA
Rhizoctonia solani is the source of this 1476-nucleotide messenger RNA. RefSeq names its product L-sorbosone dehydrogenase. The record is from RefSeq and is a predicted model, not a curated record. Lineage: Eukaryota; Fungi; Basidiomycota; Agaricomycetes; Cantharellales; Ceratobasidiaceae. The transcript is spliced from 5 exons. Bases 1 to 1476 code for a protein of 491 amino acids.